Molecule: messenger RNA, 1921 nt
Organism: Poeciliopsis prolifica (blackstripe livebearer)
Lineage: Eukaryota; Metazoa; Chordata; Actinopteri; Cyprinodontiformes; Poeciliidae
Gene: trhr2
Product: thyrotropin releasing hormone receptor 2
Exons: 7
Coding region: 573-1868 (431 amino acids)
Biological process (GO): phospholipase C-activating G protein-coupled receptor signaling pathway
Cellular component (GO): membrane
Molecular function (GO): thyrotropin-releasing hormone receptor activity
Source: RefSeq, a predicted model, not a curated record
UUGAAGCAUGGCUCUGCCGCGGAGCGCGCCGUAAACUGCGGCUGACGCACUCAAAUAGUCCGCAGAAAUUCAUCUGGAGAGUAAAAACGGGAUUAAAAGAGAAUUAUGGAUGAAUCAGAAAGGAUGGAAACGCUGAUCAGGAGGAGGUGUCUUUUUGGCUGUAUCAAAAAGUGAUCAACAACUGGAUGUUACUGCUGGCGGAAAUGACGAAGACAACGACAGGAAGUGCCUGCGAAAAGUCUCUUGUAUGGAGAAGAUGCUAACUGGGAGUGAAGGGAAUCGGUAUUAAUGCAGCCUGAUGCUGUUUGCAGGUAACUGAGGUGUGUUUGGAAGUGUUGGGAUAAAUCCAGUUUUCUUACUAAAUCACAGAAAACCAGAGGAAUCCUAGAAAACAAGGACUGAGCAGGACUCAGGAUAAACCAGUCGCUAGUUAAACCUUUCUAAAACCUCCUACAUGAGAAGAAGUUCUCCAAAUGAAGAAGAAGAAAACAUGGCAGCAGGUUGGGGGUCACAGCUCUCACUACCCGAUUCAGAUUAAAUGAGCAUCGCCGUCGGUUAUCAAACACGCAGUCAUGACCCACAACCUCAGCUCCAGACUCGACACACCGACCAACAUCUCCCUGAGCGCCGCCGUCGCCGUCUCCGACUCGCUGGAGUACAAGACGAUCUCGGUGUUCCUGGUGCUGCUGGUGUGCUGCGUUGGCAUCGUGGGGAACAUCAUGGUGGUCCUGGUGGUCGUCACCUCGCGCCACAUGAGGACGCCCACCAACUGCUACCUGGUGAGCCUGGCCAUCGCCGACCUGACGGUGCUGGUGGCGGCCGGGCUGCCCAACGUAUCCGACAGCCUGACGGGAACCUGGAUCUACGGGAACGCCGGAUGUCUGGGCAUCACCUACCUGCAGUACCUGGGGAUCAACGUGUCCUCGUGCUCCAUCACCGCUUUCACCGUGGAAAGGUACAUUGCUAUCUGCCAUCCCAUCAAGGCUCAGACGGUGUGCACGGUGUCGCGUGCGAAGCGGAUCAUAACCGGCGUCUGGAUCUUCACCUGCGUCUACUGCAUGCUGUGGUUCUUCCUGGUGGACAUUCAGGUCGGCCAGGACGGACAUGUGCAGUGUGGCUACCGAGUGAAACGGGAGCUCUACCUCCCCAUCUACCUCAUCGACUUCACCAUUUUCUACGUCAUCCCGCUGCUGCUCGCCAUCGUGCUGUACGGCCUGAUAGCACGGGUGCUCUACCUCAGCCCUCUGCCGAGCCACACCGAAACCAGCGCCACCACACUGCGAAGGAGCUGUCGCGAAACAUCGCUGGCCGCGAGGACGGGCCGGCAGGGCCGGCCCAAGACGCCGGUCUCCUCCAGGAAACAGGUGACGAAGAUGCUCGCCGUGGUGGUGAUCCUUUUCGCCCUGCUGUGGAUGCCCUACCGGACCUUGGUUCUGAUCAACUCCUUUGUGUCCACACCUUACCUGGACUCCUGGUUCCUCCUGUUCUGUCGGACCUGCAUCUACGCCAACAGCGCCAUAAACCCCGUGAUUUACAACGCCAUGUCUCAGAAGUUUCGCUCCGCGUUUCGGGGGCUGUACAGCUGCCAGCGAGUGGAGGGGAACCAACGGAUGCUGUCCACCGCCCAGACCUGCCUUGGUACCGUUCGAGACCCGAGGCCUGCCCUGCAGAACAGCAACCAAGUCGAUGAAAAGGAGACGCGGGCCGUCCUGGAGCCUUCCUCGAAUUCAACGUCAAAACUCCACAGGAGCGAACAUCAGGAGAUGGCGGCGGUGAACGGGAUGACGGCAGAUCAUCGACCCGACGGCCAGGAAUUAGAUCAGUCGGUUAACAAAACGCUUGGUUCUGCAGACAAAACCAGUCAAUAAUGUGAAUAAUGUAGAUACAUUAUGUACCAUGUGAAUAUACUCAUCUACUCAUA